AAUGAUUUUGAGAGAGGAUCUGAACUUAGGAGGAGGUUCCCAGCUUACUAUUCUCAGUGACAUGCAAAAGGGACUUAUAGCUGCUGCUGAAGAAAUAUUACCUGAAUGUGAGCACGGGAUGUGUGCUAGACAUAUCUUAGCAAAUUGGUCACAAAACUGGAGAGGCAUAGAGAGAAGGAAGAAAUUCUGGGCUUGUGCUAGAGCAACAUUUGAAGUAGAUUUUAAGUAUAAGCUUGAUGGUCUAGCUAGGUUGGGUAGAGGUAUUGUGGAGGACCUUAUCAAGUACAACAAAGAGAGAUGGUGCAAAGCAUACUUCCAAACUUUCUCCAAAUGUGACAAGUGUGGAUAA
Messenger RNA from Lycium ferocissimum, 349 nucleotides. RefSeq lists its product as uncharacterized. Bases 2 to 349 code for a protein of 115 amino acids. The transcript is spliced from 2 exons. NCBI's taxonomy places the organism in Eukaryota, Viridiplantae, Streptophyta, Magnoliopsida, Solanales, Solanaceae. The record is from RefSeq and is a predicted model, not a curated record.